Prunus armeniaca (apricot) is the source of this 2841-nucleotide messenger RNA. The record is from the annotation of a GenBank genome assembly. NCBI's taxonomy places the organism in Eukaryota, Viridiplantae, Streptophyta, Magnoliopsida, Rosales, Rosaceae.
AUGGCCGUCAUCAGCAGCACAACAUCUCAGCCUUUGCUCUGCACCAACCGCACCAUUUUCUCAACCAAACUCUCCUUCAGCCCUCGUUCCAAGACCCAUUUUUUCACUCAAAGGCCAGUUUUUGCGGCACUGGACCUCCAAAAGUGGCCUUCACAACAAUCACCCGCAACCCACAAUAGGGACUCUAAAUUGAAAACACUUGUGUGCCGCGCGGCUCGUCGAAAACCCACAACCACUGUUCAACAGGAGAAUGAUAGCUCAGAGAGACUGCUUCAGAUUGUUCUGUGGGUUGCUGAGGCAGUCUACAUUUUGUGGCUUUUUCUCCUUCCUUAUGCUCCCGGAGACCCAGUGUGGGCUAUAAGUUCUGAUACAAUGAAUUCUCUUGUGGGGCUCUCUCUGAAUUUCUUCUUUAUCUUGCCUCUUUUGAACUCUGGUAAGCUCAACUGGGUCAUAUUUGUUAUUGAUUUUUCUGGAGUAGUUACUGCUGGUUUGAUUAAUGCCCCAGUUCUUCACCCGAUGUCAGAAGGGCUAUUCAACUUUGUAAUUGGGUGGACAUUCAUGUUUGCCCCUUUGCUGUUCACGGAUCGUAAGAGGGACAGAUACAAGGGGUCUCUAGACGUCUUAUGGGGCUUUCAGAUGUUUCUUACAAAUAGUAUGCUUUCUUCCAAACUCUCGUAUUUGAGGAUUGACUUUUUAAUACCUUACAUGGCUAUUCGGCUAAAUGAGGCUGAGUCAGACUAUACUCCGACCAAGCGCUCACAACUUGGGUCUGUGAUGACCAAUGGUGCUCCCAUUGUCGGACUUGUUGGUGGAGCGAUAUGUCUGAUAUCUGCAUUGUGGGCUCUUUUUGGCCGAAUGGACGGCAACUUUGGGAGCAUUUCAGACAGAUGGGAGUUCUUGAUAAGUUAUCUAGGAUCAGAGAGGCUGGCUUAUGCAUUCAUUUGGGAUAUUGGUCUGUACACUGUCUUCCAGCCUUGGUUGAUUGGUGAAAAUCUUCAAAAUGUUCAGAGCAGUAAGAUUGGUAUUGUAAAUUAUCUUAGAUUUGUGCCAGUGGUUGGCUUAGUUGCGUACGUUGUUUGUUUGAAUCUGGAUGAGGAACUAGCAGAUCAGGCUUCCUCUAUUCAUCCCAGGACAAAGAUAGCAGUGCCAGAAAUGGUACCACGACAUGAAAAUGUGAAGCUUCCUCUAUUCAUCUCAGGACAAGAAGACAAUGUACAAACAGAAAGACAGGGGAAUGAAGUUUCCCCUCUAUUCUCUAAAGGCUUCAAAGCAGAAAGCAGAUGCACAUGUUUCAAUUUGAUGAAGUAUUGGAAAGAUUUACUAGACUUUGCUAGUAAAGCAUGGGAAAUGGGCCGCUCUGAUCCCAGGAAAGUCAUCUUUGCAAUAAAAAUGGGACUGGCUUUGUCCAUUGUUUCUCUGCUAAUAUUUUGGAAAAAAUCAUAUCAUGACAUUGGUCAGUACUCAAUCUGGGCUAUCCUCACGGUCAUUGUGAUGUUCGAGUUUAGCAUAGGAGGGACUUUCAUUAAGGGAUUCAAUCGUGGGUUGGGAACAUUGUUUGCUGGAAUACUUGCCUUCUGCUUUGCUGAGCUAUCUUUGCUGGCUGCAAACUUGGAAGAAGUUGUAAUUGUUAUGAGCAUUUUCAUCGUUGGAUUUUUCGCAUCUUACUUGAAGCUGUACCCAACAAUGAAGCCCUACGAGUACGGCUUUCGGGUUUUUGUGUUGACAUAUUGUAUCCUCAUGGUUGCUGGGAACAGAACAAGGGAAUAUAAUGAGGCAGUUGCGACUCGAUUGGUGCUUAUUGCAGUGGGUGCUGCUGUUUGUUUGGUUGUGAACAUAUGCAUAUACCCCAUAUGGUCAGGAGAGGAUCUGCAUAACUUGGUAGUGAAAAAUUUCAAGGGAGUUGCGGCUUCAUUAGAGGGCUGUGUUAAUGGGUACUUGAAGUGUACUGGAUAUGAGAGGAUCCCAUCAAAAAUUCUUACAUACCAAGCUGCAGAUGAUCCGCUAUACAAGGGCUACCGAUCCGUGGUAGAAUCUACGAGCCAAGAAGAAACUCUGUUGGGCUUUGCAAUCUGGGAACCACCUCAUGGGCGUUACAGAAUGUUGAAAUAUCCUUGGAUAAAUUUUGUCAAACUAAGUGGUGCACUGAGGCAUUGUGCAUUUAUGGUUAUGGCUCUACACGGAUGCAUUCUUUCCGAAAUACAGGCCCCAGCAGAAAAGAGGCAGGUCUUUUGUAGCGAGCUCCAGCGGGUAGGAGCAGAAGGUGCAAAAGUCUUGCGAGAACUUGGAAAGAGAGUAGAGAAGAUGGAAAAGCUAGGCCCUGGCGACAUACUCAAAGAUGUGCACGAGGCAGCAGAGCAUUUACAGAAGAAGAUAGACCAAAAAUCGUACCUUCUGGUCAACUCAGAGAGGUGGGAAAUUGGAAGACGGCCUAAACAGCUAGAAGAAGACCCUCAAAGGCUUUUGGAUGCUAAGGAACAUGAUGAUAUGCAAUUGGGUUUUAAGUCCUUAAGUGAAACUGUGCUUGACCUGAGGCCAGUUACAACAGCAUGCACACCUUGUGCACCACAAAGUGCUUCAUCAGACAACAUGUUUAGGGAUCAAGCAUCUUGGCCCUUGCCUCUCUCAUUUGGUGGCCAUGGAGUCAUUAAUGAAGAUGAUUGCAGAACAUACGAAAGCGCAAGCGCCUUGUCCUUGGCCACAUUCGCAUCGCUUCUGAUCGAGCUUGUUGCCCGGCUCCAAAAUGUGGUUGACACCUUCCAAGAACUUGGGGAGAAAGCAGACUUUAAGGUGCCUGUUCUUAAUGCACCGCCUACAAAGAAAUCUGGGAUUUGGCCCUGGUAG